This is a messenger RNA of Leptinotarsa decemlineata (Colorado potato beetle), 3701 nucleotides long. It is a transcript of the gene Dlg5, whose product is annotated as MAGUK family member discs large 5. Gene Ontology annotation, biological process: negative regulation of hippo signaling. Lineage: Eukaryota; Metazoa; Arthropoda; Insecta; Coleoptera; Chrysomelidae. The record is from RefSeq and is a predicted model, not a curated record. Gene Ontology annotation, molecular function: protein binding. Gene Ontology annotation, cellular component: plasma membrane.
UGACAGUUUAUUUGUCAAGAAUUGGUUGAAUUGUAAUUUGUAAUAGGUUUUUAUAAUUGGAAUUCUAUUUACCAAAUUAUUUAAUGGUGGACAUAAAAUAACUGUUAAUAUGUUUGAUCCCCAACUUCCAUCUGGAUGUGGGUAAAUCAGACUUGCAAAAUCAGGGACUUUCUUUAACUAUGGCUGCUAAUGGAGAUGGCAGUGGAGGAAGCAAUGGUACUUUGUCCAGAAAUUUCCCUACCAGAGAAUAUGACUCGCUCAAGCAACAGAUAGAAAAAACAAACAAUGAACUGAGUACAUCGAGGAGGAGGUGUGAUCAUGCACUUAGUGACCUAGAUUAUUACCGUGAACAGCAUCGAGCUGUCAUGAACCAGUUAGAAGUAUCUUCCCAAGACUCCGCAUCGCUGCGCACUAAAUAUGCUGAACUCCUCAACGAAAAUAAGCAGCUGCAGGCAGAGAAUCAGCGUCUCUGCCAGGAGCUUGCUGAUCGCAAUGGCAACGCCUCUGAAGCCUUAUUCAUGUCUCACUCUCAAGCCUUGUCCAAAUUGGAACUCGCCCAAGAUGAGAAUGCUCGUCUUGCUAAGCAGUGUGAAGUACUCAGCCAAGAAAGGGGACAGGCGCAAAGAGACUUGAUUGGCCUGAAACAGCAGAUGGUGAAAUUGUGCAAGGAUUAUUCCAAGUAUAGGGAAUCGCAUCAGAAGCUACAGCAGCAAUACGAGGAGGCCGUGAAUGUGACCAUAAAGGCGAACAAGGAUAUUAAACGGCUUACUGAUGAGAGGAAUGCCACCACUGCCGAAUAUACACUGAUAAUGAGCGAAAGGCACACCGUUCACAAAGAAAUGGAGAAACUUAGCGACGACCUAUCUGAAGCGACGAAAAAGAACAAAAUCCUCGACGUCAACAACCAAGAACUGCAGGAGGAAAAACGGAAUCUCACUUAUCAACUAGAAUCUCUGAGACGAGAAAUUGCCAGCGCUCUCCACGAGCGCGAUAAAGCUUUAAAAGAAUGUAACGAUCUUCGAGAAAAAUUCGGAGAUCUGGGCGCCACUUCGGAAGAUGGUCGCUUGAUCAUGGGCGAUCAAACUAAGAAGUCACGUGGAAGACUGAUCGACAGCCUGGGGGCCAUCGGGGACGGGCAGAGCUGCAAGGAACAUUUGCGUGAGGAUGCUCGGUCAUUUAGUCAAAGGCAACGCCUGGACAAUUUAGACCAGGCCAACCAGGAACUCGAAUCUCUGAGAAAAAGUCUGGACAAAGCUCAAACGGAACUAGCAGAAGCAGUUCAGGAAGCAGAAGUAUCAAAAGGUCGUCGUGAUUGGGCCUUCAGUGAGCGAGAUAAAAUCGUACUUGAACGUGAAAGCAUAAGAACCCUCUGCGAUAACAUGAGGAAGGAACGCGACAGGGCUGUUUCCGAACUAGCUGAAUCUCUACGUGAAUCUGACGCCGUGAAAAAGCAGCGCAACGAAUUGGUGAAGGAGACCAAAGCUUUGAGGGAGGCUCUCGAAACGCACAUCGAAUGCGAAAAUAGACCGCUGUCGAGCUACGACCACAUACAAGAUUAUCCCAGAGGAAACACCGAGAUUGUGGAGCUGGAACUCACCUCGGCUGAUGAGGAGGGACUGGAGUUUGCCGGGGGAAGAGAUUUUUCAGGUAACGGUUUCGUGUACGUAGCCUCCGUAGCUACUGGAUCGACAGCUGAAGGAAAACUCUUCCAAAACGACCGAAUCUUGAGGGUGAACGAUGUCGACUGCAGCCAAACCUCCCUGAGAAUGGUCACGGAGGCCAUUCGUUCGAGCAUGCCCCUCGCUAGGGUGUUGGUGAGGAGAAGUAGGUCUGUCAGAACCGAAGGCAAGGGGGUCGAAGAUCAGGUCACCAAGUGGAUACAUACCGCUCGCCUAGUCCCGGGAUGCCACGGUCUAUCUCUGAAAAUGGGGGUGUACAUCAAUAGAAUCAGCGAAGGUAGUUUGGCAGCGAGGGAUAAGAGUUUGACGGUCGGAGAUAGGGUGCUCAGGUUAAAGCACACCGUUCACAAAGAAAUGGAGAAACUUAGCGACGACCUAUCUGAAGCGACGAAAAAGAACAAAAUCCUCGACGUCAACAACCAAGAACUGCAGGAGGAAAAACGGAAUCUCACUUAUCAACUAGAAUCUCUGAGACGAGAAAUUGCCAGCGCUCUCCACGAGCGCGAUAAAGCUUUAAAAGAAUGUAACGAUCUUCGAGAAAAAUUCGGAGAUCUGGGCGCCACUUCGGAAGAUGGUCGCUUGAUCAUGGGCGAUCAAANAACAGAAUUCUUGUUAANCGGCGACGUCAUCAACAUAACCACCCUGAAGAUGAGCUAUCCAGAAUGUCCGAACGUAUUCACACCUGUCAGGCGUCACAAAAAACAGACGCGCUGCUCUCAAACAGAAGACUGGCUCAUAGCGGAUUACAAGUAUGGUAACCAAGAGAAGAACAAUGGCGGCGCUUGGUUGAAGGAGAAGCUAGAUAUGAUGAGAGGUCCUUGGAGACAUUCCAAGGACGAUAAAAAAAAGUACAGGAACAGUUCUCCGAAUCCAAUAGAUUAUGGCCACGAACAAGCUAUUGCUGAGCUGGAUCUGGUUUUGGAGAGUUAUCAUCAUGGAACAGUGAAAAGAUCUGGGGGCGCCAAAAGACAUCAAUCUCAAACAAAAGAAGAGAAGAACAACGGAGGCACUUGGCCCAAAGCCCGAGCCGCUCCAAUCCUAACCUCUAGCGGAGGAACAGUUGUAACCAGAACUAAAGAGCGUCUACCACUAUCCCUGUUGGCCCCAAAAAAUAACCAACUGCAAGAUAACUACAACUACAGGAAUUCCACGCCCAUACCACUUUCGCUGGUGUCUUCGGCAGUGCCUGUCAAUUAUGCGAGACACUCUGUAUACAAGAGUGUCGACGCUUCACAUAACUUUGGCCUUGAGACGGAUUCCUUCGAGAGGUUGAGAUCCGGGAAUGCCACGAACAGGCAGAGCGUCAACAUGAACUCUGACAAUAGUCUAGACUUUCCUGUUCACAGAUUCGUGGAUAAAGAUGUGAUAUCUUACCUCAAAAAGAACAACAUAUCUGUUAUCCCGAAAUAUGGAUCAGGUUCAGAAAGAGACAGCAUAGUAGGGGGCCACCAUGAUGUAAAUUCUUCUUCACACAGCAGGGGACACAGUCAAUUAUUUGUGUCUCCUCGAGCUCACUACCCCUUUCAGCCUCACCAACACCCCCACAUCAAUCAGUCGAGGGAGAGUUUCAGUUUUGAGCCCUUCCACCACAUUUACAGCCCAUCUGUAGAUGCUCAGGCAGCACGGAGACAGCCCGAUUUACUGGAGUCUGGGGGGACAUUUCCGAGAAAAAACCAGAGAUUUCGUGUACCAUCAAACCCUAGUGUGACAAGCAAAGUCAGCACCGGCAGCAUAGAACGGGGGAGUUCGGAACGAGGCAGCCCUAUGCCAAUCAUCCACGUGGAAGUCCUUAGCAGUCCCGGCGACCAUUCAGGCAACUCUGCGGCCAGCCCAAAAGACUAUUGCCCUUGGGGCCACAAGCCGGUGCCUGGCGAGCUUCGACGCGUCCACAUUGACAAAUCCAACGAACCGCUCGGCAUCCAAAUCAACUGUCCCGAUACAGGCGGCAUUUUUGUUUCGACGGUCAAUGAGAACAGCCUCGCCAGCCGCGUGGGUCUUCAAAUCGGCGAUCAGUUGCUCGAG